Molecule: messenger RNA, 348 nt
Organism: Exophiala aquamarina CBS 119918
Lineage: Eukaryota; Fungi; Ascomycota; Eurotiomycetes; Chaetothyriales; Herpotrichiellaceae
Product: alcohol dehydrogenase
Exons: 1
Coding region: 1-348 (115 amino acids)
Source: RefSeq, a predicted model, not a curated record
AUGCAGAACUACCUGAACCUCAUUUAUGAAGAGGAGCGCGAAAUUUUGCCAUAUUGCAUAGCUACGGGCGUAGGCAUCAUUCCCUGGUCUCUUGUAGCUCGUGGCGUUCUGGCGCGACCAUGGAACUCCGAAAGAACCUUAUGGGAGGAGACUGAUGCAUACAUCUCUGCACUGAUUGACCGAGAAAGUGCAGCGGACGAGGCUGUUGUCGGUCGUGUUGAAGAAGUGGCAAAUAAAAGAGGCGUACCCAUGGCAGCCAUCGCAUCAGCUUGGGUGUUGACGAAAGGCGCGAAUCAUAUUCUGGGCCUUUCCUCCAUAGAAGAAUCGACCAGGCCAUUGAAGCGAUGA